AUGGCGCAUCGAAUAAUAACCCAAGUUGUGGUGACCGGCACAAGAGUCCUCAGCCGUGCCUUUGCAGAAGCAUGGAAGCAAGCGUCCGCCUCUUCACAAUACGCCAAAGCGCAAGCAAAGAACAAUCCGGGUGCUGCAAACACAUUCGCCUCCCAUGGACUGACGCUUGAAGAGGCCUGCAAGAUCCUGAAUGUGAAGCCGCCACAAAAUGGGAAAGCAAAUAUGGAGGAUGUGACAGAAAGAUUCAAAAGGCUGUUCGAUGUCAAUGAUCCGCAAAAGGGUGGAAGUUUCUACCUACAAAGCAAGAUCCUAAGGGCGCGAGAGAGGAUAGAGUCGGAAAUACGGCAAGCGGAAGAGAAAGCAAGUAGGGAAGCAGAGCUGAAGGAAGGAUGGAAGCCAAAGGUUUUCAAGGAUCGAUAG
This is a messenger RNA of Hyaloscypha bicolor E, 420 nucleotides long. Its product is annotated as mitochondrial import inner membrane translocase subunit tim-16. The transcript has 2 exons. Lineage: Eukaryota; Fungi; Ascomycota; Leotiomycetes; Helotiales; Hyaloscyphaceae. Gene Ontology annotation, cellular component: TIM23 mitochondrial import inner membrane translocase complex. Gene Ontology annotation, biological process: protein import into mitochondrial matrix. Bases 1 to 420 code for a protein of 139 amino acids. The record is from RefSeq and is a predicted model, not a curated record.